This is a messenger RNA of Geodia barretti, 1760 nucleotides long. The record is from the annotation of a GenBank genome assembly. NCBI's taxonomy places the organism in Eukaryota, Metazoa, Porifera, Demospongiae, Tetractinellida, Geodiidae.
CUGAACCUCGUCCCUUUGACCUAUAGCCAAUGGCGCCAAAAGGGGGACCCGCUCGUGAGCUCGUAAGAUGAGAGUUAGCAAGGCAUUCGCCGACUGGACACUCACUCUCUUCUGGAUAUCUCUCUCUCUAAUUGCCUGGGGCUUCACUCUGUACGCUGGGAGAACCAUUUCAGCUAGAACUUUGUAGUAGGUACCCCUGGAAAUGGCCGACAGUGAAGAAGGGGUUAAUCAGGCUGGUGAUGAAGGGGUUAAAGAGGGUAGUAGUGGAGGGGUUAAACCGUGUAUGUUCAAGAAAUCUGCCAGAAGAGGUGUGGCACGGAAGAGGAAGAUGGAACAGAGUAGCGAAGAUGAGAGCAGUGACGAGGAAUCGGUGGUGGUGAGGAAGGAGAAGAAGGCAGUUCACAGACAACUGUAUCAGAAAACAAACACCAAGAGCAAGAACAAACCUCAAGGUGGUGGGGAAGAGGAGGAGGAGGAGGGAGAGGGGAAGGGGGAGAGUAGGGUGACGAUGUCCUACCAGUCCAAGAGAGAAGUGGCUAGUGAGUCGCGUGACACCAGAGCCACAGUCGAUAUUGAUGCCGAGGCUGAAGUACGGGAGCGAAAGGAGGAGAAGGCAAAGAAGUACGGACCAAUCAGAGCGCCGGCCUAUCUGCGGAGCACUGUGAGAUGGGACUACCAGCCUGACAUCUGCAAAGACUACAAGGAAACUGGUUACUGCGGAUUUGGAGACAGCUGCAAGUUUCUUCACGACCGGGGAGACUAUAAGAGUGGUUGGCAGCUUGACAGAGAGUUUGAGGAGAACCAGGGGAAGACGGAGGACAUGAAGCAGUACGAGAUUAGCAGCGACGAAGAGGAGCAAUUACCGUUUGCCUGCUACAUUUGCCGGGAAUUCUUCAAUAACCCCGUAGUCACCAGGUGCAAGCACUAUUUCUGCGAGUCGUGUGCGCUCAAGAACUACAGAAAGACUACGCGGUGUGCGGUGUGCAGCCAGCAGACUGGGGGAGUGUUCAACCCUGCCAAGGAUCUCACAGCCAGGAUCAAGAUAGCCGAGGAAGAGAGGAGAAAAGAAGCGGAAAAUGUUCCUGAUGACUAACAACCCCCUCUCUCUUUCUUUCUAUCUGCUAUACAAACCUUUAAUCAUUAAUUUUCGUCUUUUUCUGUUGCGUAUAGUGAUUUACGUCUUUUUAUGGUGGUUUUAUAAUUGUAUAUUAUACUGUUGUGUAAAACUGAAAGGAAAUUUUUAUCUGCCAAAGUGUUGGCUACAGACCGGAGCUACAGACUGUGGAGGUAGUUGGUAAAGUUAGGUAAGAGUAGUUUCUCUGGAGUUUCUGAAUCUGCCGGGGCACCAGUGAGUGAUGAUAGUUGGUGGAUCUCGAUGGUUGAGUUGGAGCGACAGAGAGCGAUGGAAGGAGAGGUGGAGGAGGGAGAGAGGGAGAAGGAGAGGAUAGCUGGGGUGUCCUCUGCCGGGCUGUAAGAAUGGGUAGGACCCCUGUCAUUCUCUGUCAAAUUCCUGCAGAAAAUUCACCAAUUUUUUGACCAAAAGGUAAUGUACAAUAUAAAUGUAUGUAACGAACCAGAGGUAUAGGGUGGAGUGACCGUCCAGUGCUAGAAACACUCCAGGAAUGUGCCACGCCCACUCCACCUUACUGACUGCAAUCCCAUUGGUUGAUUCCGUCCACACCACCAGCGGGUUAGCUUUCUUGAUGUUGUAAAGUGAUAUGUUGCCGUUCGAAUAACUCGCGAGAAAAUAGUCUGGUUGC